Thalassophryne amazonica is the source of this 2020-nucleotide messenger RNA. RefSeq names its product ankyrin repeat domain-containing protein 13C-like. Gene Ontology annotation, cellular component: cytoplasm. NCBI's taxonomy places the organism in Eukaryota, Metazoa, Chordata, Actinopteri, Batrachoidiformes, Batrachoididae. The coding region runs from base 336 to 1895 and encodes 519 amino acids. The transcript is spliced from 14 exons. Gene Ontology annotation, molecular function: protein binding. The record is from RefSeq and is a predicted model, not a curated record.
GCAAAAGAUGUUGCUUACUGUCGGCUGUUUUUUUUAUUCAAUCCGUGUAUGUUAUGUGAUGUUUAGCAUCGUUUUCAGCGCCGCACCCAUCUUUUUUUUUUAAAUUGGUGACUAGCCACCGGAGCUAACCGAAGCUAAUGUUGGGCAGCAGGUGUAACGAUGAUUAAGAAGACUGAAACCGGCUUCAAGCAUGCAUAGAUUGCAGCUUAAAUCAUUUAAGUUUUAAGGAAAAAACAAUCACAUUUGGAGCACUGCAAAUGCUGAGGCGCUCUCAGGUUUGUGCCAUAUAUUUUAAAGCCUGUAAUCAGUUAUAGUCCGGCGGCGGCGUUCUGAAAAUGACCGGCGAGAAGAUCCGCGCCCUGCGAAAGGACCACCACCACCACCACCACCACAAAACCAACAAAAACGACGACGUCACGGACACCUACGACCAGACUCCAAACGGGAACCAUUUAAAAUCCAACAAGGCUUUCCAUAAGUUAGCCAAGCCGUCGGCACUGCAGCAGAAUCUCAAUGCAAAAAACAUCAAUGAGAAUUCGUCGUCACUGGGUUCGAUUGUGGACGAUGACAACAAGAACCCGAUCAUCCUGACAAGUGAGGACUCGGAGUUCCCCGUGCACGAGUGCGUGUUCAAGGGAGAUGUCCGCCGGCUCUCCUCUCUCAUCAGGACCCGCAGCAUCUCUCAGAAAGAUGUACACGGGAAUACACCUCUUCAUCUUGCUGUGAUGCUGGGACACAAAGAAUGUGCGCUGCUGCUGCUGGCUCAUAAUGCGCCUGUAAAGAUAAAGAACGCACAGGGAUGGAGCCCCCUAGCAGAAGCCAUCAGCUACGGCGACAGACAAAUGAUCACAGCAAUACUACGAAAAUUGAAGCAGCAGUCCAGAGAGAGCGUGGAGGACAAGAGGCCGAAACUGCUGAAAGCUCUCAGGGAGCUUGGAGACUUUUACCUGGAGCUUCACUGGGAUUUUCAGAGCUGGGUGCCUUUGUUGUCCCGGAUGCUGCCAUCAGAUGCGUGUAAAAUCUACAAACAGGGAAUCAAUAUCAGACUCGACACUACCCUUAUAGACUUCAGUGAUAUGAAAUGUCAGCGUGGUGAUCUCAGCUUCAUCUUCAAUGGUGAUGCGCCACGUUCCCAGUCCUUUGUGGUUCUGGACAACGAAGCAAAAGUGUACCAAAGAAUACAUCAUGAGGAGUCUGAGAUGGAGACUGAGGAAGAAGUGGACAUUCUCAUGAGCAGUGACGUCUACUCAGCAACUUUAUCGACCAAGUCCAUCACGUUCUCUCGCAGUCAGAUUGGCUGGCUCUUCAGAGAGGACAAAACCGAGCGAGUUGGGAACUUCCUGGCCAACUUCUAUGCGGUGAACGGUCUGGUGCUUGAGUCGAGGAAGCGGCGUGAACACCUUAGUGAAGAAGACAUCUUGAGGAACAAAGCCAUCAUGGAGAGCUUGAGUAAAGGAGGCAGUAUCAGUGACCAAAAUUUUGAGCCCGUGAGAAGGCAGUCGCUCACAGCUCCAGCACCAAACACCAUUUCCUGGGAGGAGUACAUUGCUGCAGAGCACGGAAAGCCGCCUCAUCUUGGAAGACAGCUUGUGUGCAAAGAAAGCAAGAAGAACUUCAAAGCCACUGUAGCCAUGAGCCAGGAUUUCCCGCUAGGCAUUGAGUCGCUGCUGAAUGUGUUGGAGAUCAUCGCCCCGUUCAAGCACUUCAGUAAGCUCAGAGAGUUUGUUCAGAUGAAACUUCCGCCUGGAUUUCCAGUUAAACUCGACAUCCCCGUCUUCCCCACCAUCACAGCAACCGUCACGUUUCAGGAAUUCCGCUACGACGAAUUUGACAAGUCUUUUUUCUUCAUCCCUGAGGAAUACAAGGAAGAUCCCAGCCGCUUCCCUGACCUAUGAGGAGCAGCAGUAGGAUAACGGCCGAGUAGCAAAACUGAGGAAUCAUGUACGCGUUUAUGAAGGAAACCCAACUGCCGAUCAGUUAUUGUCAUUUUGACGACGGAUCCAAAGCAAACCAAUGCAGU